AUGAAGCAUUGGUUGGAGUUAUACAUUGUUAUGGCGAUUUGUACGGCAUUUGGUUGGUGCCGAAGUUGCCCUUUACCAUCUCUCUUCUCCAAUCAUAUGCAAUGCAUUAAAGAUACUGUUUCCAGAAAUUACGGCAGUUUUGAAAAAGAAAUCAGGGAACAUAAUCGUCAUGCAAUCAAAUCGUGUUUUGCUCAAACUAUCGCGGAUGGUAACCAGGAAAAUCGAUGUGUUUUAGCGCUCUCUGAUUUGGACAAUAAAGCUUGGGACCGUAAUGGCCCGUUGCGCGAUUGUUCAAUUUGUCGAACGUUUGCUAAUGGUGCAAUUAAAGCAAUGCUAUCAACCUCUGAGGAAGAACAGAAAUGUGUACGUUCUGAGGUUUCUAAAGCUGUAAAAUUGGAAACGGAAUAUUGUUUGCGGGGGAAGAUAAACAAUUUUGAUGGUAUUCCUGAAUUCCCGGAUUUCGAAGAAAGUUCAUAUGCGUUUAAGGAUGAAAUAAUCAAUUCGAUCUCAGAUCACAUUCUAAUCUAUAGCCGUCUAGCGUUCUGUAAUGAGCGGAAACCGGAACGUGCAGAAGCUACACGACGAUGUUUGAAGAAUCCAUUUGAUGGAUAUCUUGCAAAACAUUGCAAUGUUCUGAAGAGCUGUGAAAGUCAAAUCUCAGGAAAUUGUCAAGCACAAAUUGUGCAUUUAAAAAACGCAACUUGCGAUUGUGUUGAGAAUACUCGAGCAGACCUCAAAAAGCGACUUGCCUCAAUUUCGCAGGCUAUCAAAGAUACCAUUGAUAGCAAUGAUCGUGGUGCAGCAUCGAUAGGCGGUGGUAGUAAAGUGGAUCAAUGUGUAUCAAACAUUAAAAUCUUAGUGAGGACACCAGUGAAUGAUUGGAUUGAAGUUAUUGAUAAAGCAUUAGAAAAAUGCUUGAAGAAGAAGCCAGCGGGACAAAAUCUGGGCCUCGAUUCGCUCAUCAAUGUCGGUUGUCGAAAGGUAAUUGCUGAUACCACUGGAACAGCACACACGCAGCUGAAAACAGGAUUUGAUUUCAUUAACAAUUUAAUGGAUGCAAUGGUAGACCGAUCGGGGCGUUUCUGCGGUGGCGUACAUUGUGGUUGA
Messenger RNA from Acanthocheilonema viteae, 1107 nucleotides. The record is from the annotation of a GenBank genome assembly. Lineage: Eukaryota; Metazoa; Nematoda; Chromadorea; Rhabditida; Onchocercidae.